AUGUCUAACUUGACCUUUGGAUCCUUCGGUCAGAUUGCCCUUGCAGGCUCAGCAGCGCUCAGCUCUCUCUUCUCGACCCCGCAAAACCUGAGCGUCAAAUCUAUCGACCUCGGCUACGCGAGAUACCAAACGGAUGUGAGCCUUGCGGAAGGCGUCACUAGCUUUCUUGGCAUUCGCUAUGCAGCGCCACCUACAGGUGAUCUACGCUUCCGUGCUCCACAAUCGCCGGCGACUACGGAAGAACUUCAACUGGCGACGUCGCAACCGCCAGCUUGUUGGCCAAAAGAUGCAUGGACCGCGGCUUCCCCGAGCGAGGAUUGCCUCUUCGUGAACGUACAUCUUCCAACGCAAGUUGAUACCAAUCAGUGUGCUUCCACAUUGCCUGUUCUUGUAUGGUUUCAUGGUGGAGGAUAUGUGCACGGAAGCGCUGCAUGGUAUCCCGCUGAGAAGCUCGUUCGCGACUCAGGACACGGCCUGAUUGCGAUCAACGUGCAGUACCGCGUGGACGCUUUUGGGUUCCUCGCCGGCAAAGAUGUUAAAGAGGACGGUGACCUCAACGCCGGAAUCCUGGACCAGAAAGCCGCGUUGGAGUGGGUCCAGCAGAACGCGCGGGCGUUCUGUGGCAACCCGGAUAGGGUUACCAUUUUUGGUCAUUCAGCGGGAGGAGGCUCAGUCUUGCAGCAUCUUAUCGCGUACGGCGGAGAGUCGCCACAGCGGCUCUUCAAGACCGCCAUGAUGAGCUCCCCCUACCUCCCACCACAGUACAGAUACGACGAUGCGAAGCCAGAGGAGAGCUAUCGUGCGCUGGCAGAGAAAGCAAAUUGCCCUAUCAACCAUGACACCUUGUCCUGCCUGCGCUCCAUUGACGCUCAAACACUCCGAGAUGCUUCGGUCGCACUCAACGGCAGACCGCUCCUCACGAAGUUCCUUCCUGUGAUCGAUGGGUCUUACAUCGUUGAGCGUGCAACGCUCACCCUAGGGAAGGGAAAGGUCAACGCGGAAACCCUCAUAGUCUUGACGAACACGGACGAGGCUGCCAUCUUCACCCCGGCGUCCGAGGUCGAGGAGACUGUGGAGAUCUACAUCUCGAAGGUGCUCCCUGAUCUGCCUGAGGCAAAGGCGAAGGAGGCUGCGUCAUUCUAUAGCGCCUCAACUCCGGAGGAAGUGCAUAGAGCUACAACCCAGCUCCGGAGUGAAUUCUUCCUCGUUUGCCCGGCUUACUGGAUCGUGGACGCAUUUAAAGACAAGACCGCGUGGAAGGGCACCUUCGCCAUCCCACCGGGUAUUCACGGACUUGACCUCAACUAUGUCUUCAAAGAUGCUGACAUAUACCACCAGCCAGUCAGCUUCCCCAAUGAGGACUUCGGACGUGCGCUGCGACACGCAUACCUAGGAACUGCAACUGGUUUAGGCCCUACUGCGGCAGACGUAGUCACACCUCUGUGGCCCGUAUACAGCUACGGUGGCGCGCAUACCGAGAUGUUGUUCAACAAGACCGAAGACGGGCAAAUCGACAUCCGUGCCUUCCAAACGGAUGUGGGUCUUCUUCAGCGUUGCAACUUUUGGCACAGCGUUGCAGAGUAUAGCUCACAGUAG
Peniophora sp. CBMAI 1063 is the source of this 1596-nucleotide messenger RNA. Lineage: Eukaryota; Fungi; Basidiomycota; Agaricomycetes; Russulales; Peniophoraceae. The record is from the annotation of a GenBank genome assembly.